UCUGUGGCAGGGGGCGUGAGUGUCUCCUCCCAGUGUGUCUCAGCUGAUGCUAAGUAAACAAUCUCAGAGUCAGAGAUUCUUCAGACGCAGCUGAUGGUGGUAAUGCUCUUUAGAGUAUCCACUCCCACUCCGGUCUUUUAAUCUAGUUAAUCGUUGGGUGUGAUUUUAACAAUAACCAUGUCAGAAAACUCCGAAGCAGGCGUCGCUGACGGGGUCGUGGCGGCUGUAGUCGCCAAAUCUAGAAACAAAUCAGGGUCUUCCUCGUCUGUGGGUCCCGUGGUUGGUCUCGUGACUCCACACGUCCACGACCCCAACCACAACCACAACUAUCUCCACAGCCUCCACGACGAGGAUGACCUCGCCCUCCUCACAGACCAAGAGGCAGCUUACGAUGAACAUCAAGAGGUUCUCUUUGCUUCAUGUCAACUUUCAAGUAUUUAUGGGGAAGAUAGUGGAAUCACUUGGGGUAAAGCAAUGUUCCUGAUAGUCAAUGCAGCCCUAGGUGCAGGGCUUUUAAACUUUCCCAAAGCUUUUCAUGAAUCUGGUGGAAUUGUUAGCGGCAAUCUUAUCCAUAUUAUAUUCACCUCAUUUGCUCUUGGAUCUCUCAUCAUUAUUGCUAAAUGUUCUAAUGAACACAAUUGUAAAACGUAUCAAGAGCUGGUCCUCCACAUGUGUAGUCCAGGGUGGAGCAUGGUGACUUCUAUAUGUAUAUCCGUCUACUGCUUCAUUACGUGUAUUACCUUCAUCAUUAUAAUUGGCGAUCAAUUUGACAGAGUGUUUGCAUCAUUUGUAGGAAAGGAUUUCUGUCAUACAUGGUACUUAAACAGAAAGUUUACGAUGACAGCAUCAUCGUUGCUGCUCAUCUUUCCCUGCUGUUUCAAGAGGAUUGACGGACUUAGGUUUAUGAGCUAUGUUGGAGUCAUGUCAAUUUGGUAUUUGGUGGCAGUAAUAGUAGCUGAAUUCUAUACUGGUAGCUACAAAACAGGCCCUGUUGUCAUCUUCGAUGCUCAUUGGACACAGUUGUUUAAUGUAGUCCCAACAAUAUGUUUUGGAUACCAGUGUCAUGUAAGCAGCGUUCCUAUUUACUCUUGCGUGAAGGCCCAUGAUGCAACGUCAUUCAUUAAGGCAUGCAUUGCUGCAAUUGUGGCAUGCUUUCUUGUAUAUACUGUUUCUGCUAACUAUGGCUACCUAACAUUUGGAUCGCUGGUAAAUGGUGAUGUACUUCUAUCUUAUGAUGCAAGAAAACCUCAAGUUCUCAUUGGUGUCAUUCUUUUGGCCAUAAAAUCAUGGACAACCUACCCAAUCCUGCUGUUUUGCGUGAGGGAGGCAAUGGGAGAUCUUUAUAUCCAGCUGAGGUCACUGUCUCCAGCUGAAGCUGAUGCAACUGAAUCAGUACGUCGUAAGUUGCUUGCACUUCUCCUGUGGGGGAGUUCGAUGCUGAUGGCCAUUUUCGCACCAAAUCUCAAUGUUGUUGUGAAACUUCUUGGAAGUCUUGCAGCAUUCUUCAUUUUUGUGUUCCCAGGUAUGUGUUUGUUACAGUUUGUUUUGGUCAGAAAUGAAGUGAAUGGCUCUAGAAGAACUAUAAGAGAAGCUGGCCUAAUGCUUAUUGCAGCAGCAUACAUUGUGGUAGGUAUUUUUGCCUUUGGACUAGCAUUUGUUCUUGGUGUCGAACACAUUAUUCACCCAGAUAGUGUUAAGCCUUUGUGUAAAUAAUUAUGACCUUUUGUCAUAUUCAGUCCAGAAAAUAUUUAACCUCAUUUUGACUUCAAAUGUUAUUAUUUUAUACGUUCAUAUGAAAUAUAUUGUACAUGUUUUCUCAGUGAUAUCAAAAGUUUGAAAUCUCCAUCUGUAUUCAUACUGAGGUGAUGAUCUAGUGAGAUACAUACAUAAAUACACAUACACACAUAAAUAUAUAUAUUUUUUUAUUGUCACCUACA
This is a messenger RNA of Procambarus clarkii (red swamp crayfish), 1937 nucleotides long. Its product is annotated as sodium-coupled neutral amino acid transporter 7. Gene Ontology annotation, molecular function: L-amino acid transmembrane transporter activity. Lineage: Eukaryota; Metazoa; Arthropoda; Malacostraca; Decapoda; Cambaridae. The record is from RefSeq and is a predicted model, not a curated record. Gene Ontology annotation, biological process: amino acid transmembrane transport.